GAGAACUACUCAUGUUCUCUGUGGUCAGUAGACCUCUGCGCAGUUUGAGAGUCUACGGCGUUUUGCGUAAAUCUACAGUCGCAAUGGCAGACGCUCUGGCUAAAAUCCCCGAUGUAGAGAUUGAUCCAGAGGGAACUUUUAAGUACAUACUGGUCAGAGUAAAAGCGAAAGAUGGCGAUGUGCAUAAAGACAUUGUCCGUGGCACAAAAAAUGCCGAAUAUCACAAUCAUAUUUUUGAGAAGGUCAACCCUGCUAUGGAGUCCUUGGGGAUGGAGUGCAAAUGCCUUGGAGGAGGAAAGAUCGAGCACAACAACCAAGAGAAAAAAAUAAGGGUGUUUGGAGAAUCCACUGCCUUUGGAAAAGCUGACCAUGCUGUUUCUGUGGAGAAGCUGAAGACUUUCUUCAGCGACUAUGAGAUCACCUGGUCAGACGACAAAAAAUAGUUGUAACCUUUGUGACAUUUCAAACGUCCGCCUUUAUUUAACAGUUCUGUGAAUCAAACCACAUAAUGAUGCUUUAACUGUUCUGUAACCAUUCAAAUACAGUCCUUCUGCAUUUCACAUUUGGUUUCUUACUCAAUGAAAGCACAAAUUCUGA
This is a messenger RNA of Pundamilia nyererei, 597 nucleotides long. RefSeq names its product 14 kDa phosphohistidine phosphatase. Lineage: Eukaryota; Metazoa; Chordata; Actinopteri; Cichliformes; Cichlidae. Gene Ontology annotation, biological process: peptidyl-histidine dephosphorylation. Bases 12 to 443 code for a protein of 143 amino acids. Gene Ontology annotation, cellular component: cytosol. The transcript has 3 exons. Gene Ontology annotation, molecular function: protein histidine phosphatase activity. The record is from RefSeq and is a predicted model, not a curated record.